AUGCGGCUGCUGUUUGCGCUCCUGGCCCUCGCCGCGGCCCGGCCCUUGGCUCGCGCAGAGUCACACUGGUGCUACGAGAUUCAAGCCAAGGCCUCCAACUACACCUGCUUGGGGCCGAACAAGUGGGGUGAAUUCUGCCAGAACAAUCAUCAGUCCCCCAUCAACAUUGUCACCAGCAAAGCACAGUUCGACCACAGCCUGAGGCCCUUCUCCUUCUCUGGCUAUGACAAGAAGCAUAAGUGGACUGUCCAAAACAAUGGGCACUCAGUGAUGGUGUUGCUGGGGGAUGAGGCCAGGAUUGCCGGAGGAGGACUAGCCACCUACUACCAGGCCAAGCAGCUGCACCUACACUGGUCCGAGGUCCUGGACCAGGGGUCAGAGCACAGCCUUGAUGGGGCCCGCUUUGCCAUGGAGAUGCACAUAGUACAUGAGAAAGGGGACAGGACAUCGAGGAGCAAGAAAGAGGCCCAGGACCCCAAAGAUGAGAUCGCAGUGCUGGCCUUCCUGGUGAAGGCUGGAUCUGAGAAUGAAGGCUUCCAGCCCCUGGUGGAGGCUCUGGCUGACAUCCCCAAACCUGAUAUGAGCACCACGAUGAAGAAGAACAUCAGCCUGCUGGACCUGCUCCCCAAAGGGGAGAAACUGAGUCACUACUUCCGAUACCUCGGCUCGCUCACCACGCCGGGCUGUGAUGAGAAUGUCAUCUGGACUGUGUUCAAGGAGCCCAUUCAGCUCCACAAAGACCAGGUCCUGGCGUUCUCCCAGAAGCUGUACUAUGACAAGGAGCAGAAACUGAAGAUGACGGACAAUGUCAGGCCCCUGCAGCCGCAGAACGAUCGCCAGGUGUUCAAGUCCCAGGCUCCAGAGCCGCCGCUGCCCUUGGCCCUGCCCGCCCUCCUGGCCCCCAUGCUCUCACUGAUGGCUGGCCUCCUCCACUGA
Trichechus manatus latirostris (Florida manatee) is the source of this 936-nucleotide messenger RNA. RefSeq names its product carbonic anhydrase 4 (gene CA4). Bases 1 to 936 code for a protein of 311 amino acids. NCBI's taxonomy places the organism in Eukaryota, Metazoa, Chordata, Mammalia, Sirenia, Trichechidae. Gene Ontology annotation, cellular component: plasma membrane. The transcript has 8 exons. Gene Ontology annotation, biological process: one-carbon metabolic process. The record is from RefSeq and is a predicted model, not a curated record. Gene Ontology annotation, molecular function: carbonate dehydratase activity; zinc ion binding.